Messenger RNA from Momordica charantia (bitter melon), 3568 nucleotides. RefSeq names its product protein FLOWERING locus D-like protein (gene FLD). Lineage: Eukaryota; Viridiplantae; Streptophyta; Magnoliopsida; Cucurbitales; Cucurbitaceae. The record is from RefSeq and is a predicted model, not a curated record. Gene Ontology annotation, molecular function: oxidoreductase activity; protein binding.
UGUAAAGUAGAUUCCCAGGUCGGUCUCCAAUUUUACCCAUCGCCGGGUAAGAACCAAACCGUCCCUUAAUUUUCUCUCCGCCGACGACCGUCGCAUCAGUUAUUCGGAGUCGCUAUCGCCGGCAGAUCAUGGAUUCGUCGGACCAGAGUUCCGAACUAUUUGAUGCGUUCCCGCCGAUUCCAUUCACCCUCUUUUUGCCGGAAGAUAAUUUUAGCCUCAACAUUAAUCCUAAUUCCGACACAACGAUCACCACGGGCAUCACUCCAAGUCUGAACCCUAAUUUUGGUUCGAGCCAGUUUUUUCCAUUCCCAGUUCCCAAGAAGCGGAGAAGAGGCAGACCUCAGCGAAGUGUCACAUCGUUUAACUUCAAUCCCCUUCCUAACGGCAAUUUCAAUGGCAACAAUGGCAUUGUCUAUUCCUCUUCAUCAGUUUCAACACCAGCACUCAGAAAUAGCGUUGAAAUUUCUAGCGCUUCCGUGCCGAACGUCCCAGAUGUGGCCGACGAGAUUAUCGUCAUUAAUAAAGAAUCCACUGCCGAGGCUUUGCUUGCGCUGACGGCCGGUUUUCCUGCCGAUCACCUAACCGAGGACGAAAUCGAUGCUCGGGUGGUCUCUGUCAUCGGAGGUAUUGAACAGGUGAACUAUAUCAUUAUUCGGAAUCACCUUAUUGCUAAAUGGCGUGAAAAUGUGUCGAAUUGGGUGACUAAGGAGAUGUUCAUUGAUUCUAUACCUGCACAUUGUGAUACUUUACUAGACACUGCUUAUAAUUAUUUGGUUUCACAUGGGUAUAUAAAUUUUGGGGUUGCCCCUGCAAUCAAAGAAAAAAUUCCUGCCGAACCAUCUAAGCCCAGUGUAAUCGUGGUUGGGGCAGGACUGGCAGGCCUGGCUGCUGCUAGGCAACUGAUGCGUUUUGGUUUUAAAGUGACUGUUUUGGAGGGUAGGAAGCGGGCAGGCGGGCGGGUAUAUACUAAGAAGAUGGAGGGAGGAAAUAGGGUAUGUGCAGCUGCAGAUUUAGGUGGGAGUGUUUUGACAGGUACUUUGGGAAACCCACUCGGGAUUAUGGCCAGACAAUUAGGCUACUCUCUUCAUAAGGUUAGAGAUAAGUGUCCACUUUAUAGUCUGGACGGGAGGCCCGUGGAUCCUGAUAUGGACUUGAGGGUGGAAACUGCAUUCAACAAUCUCUUGGAUAAGGCAAGUAUGCUUAGGCAGUCAAUGGGCGAGGUUUCUGUUGAUGUUUCUCUUGGUGCAGCACUGGAAACGUUCUGGCAGGCUCAUGGGGAUGCAGCAAAUGGUGAAGAAAUGAACUUGUUCAAUUGGCAUCUUGCUAAUUUAGAAUAUGCAAAUGCAGGUUUGCUGUCAAAGCUUUCACUUGCAUUCUGGGACCAAGAUGAUCCGUAUGACAUGGGAGGGGAUCAUUGCUUCUUGGCUGGGGGCAAUGGAAGGUUGAUUCAAGCAUUGGCUGAAAAUGUUUCAAUUUUAUACGAGAAAACAGUGCACACCAUCAGAUACAGUGGUCAUGGUGUGCAGGUUAUUGCUGGAAAUCAGGUAUUUGAAGGUGAUAUGGCUUUGUGCACUGUACCUCUUGGAGUUUUGAAGAGUGGUUCUAUUAAGUUCAUCCCAGAAUUGCCUCAGAGAAAGCUAGAUGGAAUAAAGAGAUUGGGUUUUGGAUUGUUGAAUAAGGUUGCUAUGCUUUUUCCUCGUGUAUUUUGGGAAAUGGAUCUUGAUACCUUUGGCCACCUAUCUGAUGAUCCAAGUCGUCGAGGAGAAUUUUUUCUAUUUUACAACUAUGCAACUGUUGCUGGUGGUCCUCUGUUGAUAGCCUUGGUUGCAGGUGAAGCUGCUCAUAAAUUUGAGAGCAUGCCCCCAACAGAUGCUGUGACCCGGGUUAUUGAAAUUCUUAAGGGUAUCUAUGAACCCCAAGGAAUUGAUGUCCCAGAGCCUAUUCAGACAGUCUGUACGAGAUGGGCUAGUGAUCCAUUUAGUCUAGGCUCCUACUCAAAUGUUGCAGUGGGGGCCUCAGGUGAUGACUAUGACAUUCUCGCAGAAAAUGUGGGAGAUGGAAGACUCUUUUUUGCAGGCGAGGCGACUACAAGGCGAUAUCCUGCAACUAUGCAUGGCGCUUUUCUCAGUGGACUAAGAGAAGCAGCCAAUAUGGCCAAAUUUGCCAAUGCUCGAGAUUUGAGGCUGAAGAUAGAUAGAAGCCCUUCCAAAAAUGCACACUCUUGUGCCUGUCUUCUUGCAGAUCUAUUUCGAGAGCCGGAUUUAGAAUUUGGAAGCUUCUCAUUCAUCUUGGGUCGAAAGAAUGCUGAUCCUAAGUCAACAGUCAUUCUAAGGGUGACAUUCAAUGAUCCACAGAAGAAGAACCAUGAAGGUUCAAAAUCAGACCAACAGCACACAAAUAAGUUGCUUUUCCAACAACUUCAAUCACAUUUUAGUCAGCAGCAACAGCUUCAUGUUUAUACUCUAUUGUCAAGGCAACAGGCGCUUGAACUGAGGGAGGUGCGAGGGGGUGAUGAAAUGAGAUUGCAUUACCUUUGUGAAACGCUAGGGGUGAAGCUAGUGGGUAGAAAAGGUUUGGGUUCUAAUGCCGAUUCUGUGAUUGCUUCCAUUAAAGCUGAAAGGGGGAGUAAGAAACCGUCCUCAACUUAUUUAGCUCUUAAAUCAGGGACAUUGAAGUUGAAAACCAGCACUCUGAAGCGAAAAGCAGUUAGGAGGGCCAAAAUAGUGAGAAACAGUAGUAGAUUAGCAGCUCCUCCUGUUUCAAGCACAUUAAAUGAUCGAGUAUCGGAGAACAUUAAACCGAUGGAUCAAGACUCGUCUGCAGCAGCCCUUCGUCCAGAUCAAAACCAACAUGAUACACUGAAGCAAUGAGUAGAUUUCUUCUCAGACUUUCGAUGCAAUUGAUCAUUGAAGGGGCAACCUUUUGCUUCCAAGCCAUCAAAACGUAGCUCCCUUUGGAGCUGGCUGAGCUGCAGAUGACGUCUCCUACCUGGGAUUCAUUGAUCAAAGGCUUACAAUGACACAAUUGGAACAUCUGAUUAAACUAAGUUCCUCAAUAUAACUGAUAUUACUGACCCGGAAAUAGAAUCAGCCACUAGCCAUGGCUGUAGUCUUUAGAUGCCAAGGUUAUUUUGCUGUGGAAAAGCUUCAGCACCUGGUACAGCCUUAUGAUGAGGGCUCAAGGGAAUCAAAGCAACCAAUGUGGACAUCGCAUGUGGUGUUGGGUGAAAGACUUUGAAUUAUGUACUUCAAGUCGAUGAUUAGAAUUGUUAAUUAGAGAGCAACUUUUUAUCCUAUUCUCAGUGAAUGUAAAAAUGGAGACAAGUGGUUGCUGAGAAGUGUGCUGAAUAGAAUGAAAUGGUUUAUAGGCAUUCUUGGACUUUAAAGGUCUCUUGCUUCUACAUUUCCUUUGUAGGCCUUCCACUUUAUUGGUUACUUCUGUUCCAGAUGUAAGUUGAUUGGCAAAAUGUUUACUUGUAUACUGCAAUAAUGGAGAGAAAGCCGAGUGGAAAUGUUAGUUUUAGUUGUAUUUUAGACACAGAUUGGAAUAUAAUUUGUUUUUAUCAUAA